This is a messenger RNA of Galendromus occidentalis (western predatory mite), 4306 nucleotides long. It is a transcript of the gene SERCA, whose product is annotated as ATPase sarcoplasmic/endoplasmic reticulum Ca2+ transporting SERCA. Gene Ontology annotation, cellular component: membrane. The coding region runs from base 189 to 3212 and encodes 1007 amino acids. Gene Ontology annotation, biological process: calcium ion transport. The record is from RefSeq and is a predicted model, not a curated record. The transcript is spliced from 6 exons. Gene Ontology annotation, molecular function: P-type calcium transporter activity; ATP hydrolysis activity; ATP binding. Lineage: Eukaryota; Metazoa; Arthropoda; Arachnida; Mesostigmata; Phytoseiidae.
CGUUGUCGCCGAGGAUCGCUUGGACCCCAGCAUCGUCAGCGGCGAGCCAUUCUGACUCUCUACCGUGCCGUCGUCGCGAUCGGCCCGGUGUGAGCGUCAUUAAUCAGGGACCUCACCGUCGAAAAAAAGUUCAGAGAAAGAGUCCGGUGAGCCUUCAGUCCUUCGCAAGCGGCUGACUUGCUUCAAAGAUGGAGCACGGCCACGCGAAGACCUACCAGGAGGUGCUUCAGUUCUUCCAGACGGACGCCGACCGCGGUCUGUCCGAAAGCCAAGUGAAGAAAUACCAGGAGAAGUAUGGCCCGAACGAAUUGCCCGCCGAGGAAGGCAAGGCUCUCUGGCAGCUCAUUCUAGAGCAAUUCGAUGAUCUGCUCGUGAAAAUUCUGCUGCUCGCCGCCAUCAUCUCUUUCGUGCUCGCCCUGUUCGAGGCGGACGAGGAGGAGGGAUCGGUCACCGCCUUCGUUGAACCUUUCGUUAUCCUGUUGAUUCUGAUCGCCAACGCCGUCGUGGGAGUGUGGCAGGAACGGAAUGCUGAAUCCGCCAUCGAGGCCCUCAAGGAAUACGAACCCGAAAUGGGCAAGGUGGUCCGUGGAAAUAAACAGGGCGUCCAGAAAAUCCGCGCCAAGGAGAUCGUCCCCGGAGAUCUCGUUGAGGUGUCGGUCGGUGACAAAGUUCCCGCCGAUAUCCGUCUCGUCAAGAUCUACUCGACGACCCUCCGUGUCGACCAGUCCAUCCUGACUGGUGAGUCCGUGUCUGUGAUCAAACACACCGACGCCGUUCCCGAUCCUCGUGCCGUCAACCAAGACAAGAAGAACAUCCUCUUCUCCGGUACGAACAUCGCCUCUGGAAAGGCUCUCGGUAUCGUCAUCGGUACCGGUGUCGAGACCGCCAUCGGUAAAAUCCGUACCGAAAUGGCCGAGACCGAGGAAGUGAAAACUCCCCUCCAACAGAAACUCGAUGAGUUCGGAGAGCAGCUCUCCAAGGUCAUCACCCUCAUCUGUAUCGCUGUUUGGGCCAUCAACAUCGGUCAUUUCAACGAUCCCGCCCACGGAGGAUCCUGGAUCAAGGGUGCCAUCUACUACUUCAAGAUCGCUGUCGCUCUGGCUGUGGCUGCCAUCCCUGAGGGUCUCCCCGCUGUAAUUACCACUUGCUUGGCUCUGGGAACGCGCCGUAUGGCCAAGAAGAAUGCCAUCGUUCGUUCCCUGCCUUCCGUAGAGACCCUCGGAUGCACCUCGGUCAUCUGCUCUGACAAGACCGGAACGCUCACCACCAACCAGAUGUCUGUAUCUCGCUUCUUCCUCGUCGACUACGCCGAAGGAAACGACGUCAACUUCCACGAAUUCGAAGUCACCGGUUCGACCUACGAGCCGAUCGGUGAGGUGUUCAAGAACGGAUCCCGCGUCGACCCCGGAGACUAUGAAGCCCUCGUCGAGCUUUCCACAAUCUGCAUCAUGUGCAACGACUCCUCCAUCGACUUCAACGAGUACAAACAGGCUUUCGAGAAGGUCGGUGAGGCCACCGAAACCGCUCUGAUCGUCCUCGCCGAGAAGAUCAACCCUCUGAAAUUCGACAAGUCCGGCAAGUCUCGUCGUGACGCCGCCCUCACCGUUUCCCACGGAAUCCAAUCCAUGUGGAAGAAGGAAUACACCCUCGAGUUCUCCCGCGACAGGAAAUCCAUGUCCUCGUACUGCGUCCCCACCAAGCCCAACAAGCUCGGACCUGGCUCGAAAAUGUUCAUCAAGGGCGCUCCGGAAGGCGUGCUCGACCGUUGCUCCCACGUCCGCAUCGGCGACAAGAAGUUCCCGAUGACCACCGCUCUCAAGGAGAAAAUCCUCGCCACCACUCGUUCCUACGGAACCGGGCGUGACACCCUCCGGUGCUUGGCUCUCGCCACCCUUGACUCGCCUCCCCGAACCGACGAGAUGGAGCUCGGAGACUCCACCCAGUUCAUCCGCUACGAAGUCGGUCUCACAUUCGUCGGUGUCGUCGGUAUGCUCGACCCCCCUCGCAAGGAAGUAUUCGACUCCAUCCAACGCUGCCGUGCCGCCGGUAUCCGAGUCAUUGUCAUCACCGGUGACAACAAGGGAACCGCUGAGGCCAUCUGCCGCAGAAUCGGUGUUUUCACCGAAGACGAGGACACCACCGGACUUUCCUACUCUGGCCGUGAAUUCGAUGAUUUGCCCAUUGACGAACAGCGAGCCGCUACUCAGCGCGCGCGUCUCUUCUCCCGUGUGGAACCCGCUCACAAGUCCAAGAUCGUUGAGUUCCUCCAAGCCGAUGGCGAGAUCUCUGCCAUGACCGGUGACGGUGUGAACGACGCCCCCGCGCUGAAGAAAGCCGAAAUCGGUAUCGCCAUGGGAUCCGGAACCGCCGUCGCGAAAUCCGCCGCCGAGAUGGUGUUGGCUGACGAUAACUUCUCCUCGAUCGUCGCCGCCGUUGAGGAAGGCCGUGCCAUUUACAACAACAUGAAACAAUUCAUCCGUUAUUUGAUUUCGUCGAACAUCGGUGAGGUCGUGUCGAUUUUCCUCACCGCCGCUCUCGGUCUUCCCGAAGCGCUCAUCCCGGUGCAGCUUCUCUGGGUGAACUUGGUCACUGACGGUUUGCCCGCCACUGCUCUCGGAUUUAAUCCUCCAGAUCUUGAUAUUAUGGAGCGCCCACCCCGCAAGGCUGACGAAUCCCUGAUCUCCGGUUGGCUGUUCUUCCGUUACAUGGCUAUCGGUGGAUACGUCGGUGCCGCUACCGUGGGCGCUUCAGCUUGGUGGUACAUGGUCGCUCCCGAUGGACCGCAUCUUUCGUUCUACCAAGUGGCUCAUCACUUGCAAUGCGACCCUAAGAACGCCGCCUUCGCGAAUAUCGAGUGCAGCGUAUUCCGCGAUCCGCACCCGAUGACGAUGGCCCUGUCCGUACUUGUGCUCAUCGAGAUGUUGAAUGCUCUCAACUCUCUUUCUGAGAAUCAAUCUCUCCUAGUUAUGCCGCCGUGGACUAACCUGUGGCUCGUCGGCGCCAUGUCUCUGUCCAUGUCGUUGCACUUCCUUGUGCUAUACACCGAUGUCAUGAAUACUGUGUUCAGCGUCUGCCCUCUGAGCGUGGCCGAAUGGAUAGCCGUGUGCAAGAUGUCUAUCCCAGUCGUGAUCCUGGACGAAACCAUGAAGUACAUCGCCAGGACAUACAUCGAUGUGAACGUCGAUGAUAAAUACCGCAAGCCGAGGUUCUGAAACGUCUGAGUUGACCUGCGACCAUUGAGAUCCGGAUCCGAUAUCCCCUCUCGCCGUGAAGUAAACUCCUCAAGCAAGGCUAGCUCGCGAGGUCGUUUCCUGCUCGUGAUCGUGCGACGAAAGUCGCCGUGGCUGGACUCGCCGAAGCUUCCAGGAAACGGUCGAUCACAUUUUAUAAUCUAUGUUAUGAUCAUUAUCACACCAAUUUAUUCAAUAAUUCUGUAGUGGCUCCCUCUUUUGGAACGAGUUGUCAUCACACCGUCGCAAUUUGGACUGUGAGAGAUAGCGCUAGAAACCGUGAUCAUGAUGAAAAAUAGUUGAAAUCAGGAUCGGAAAAUUGCGAGUAGGAGACCCGAGCACUCGGAAUAGUAGUCACGAGCAGAAAUUGAGCGAGAAAGAGAUGCAUUCAUGAAAGAGAGACUUUUCACGAAAGUUGUUCGACAACGACCGUUGUGUCGAGUGAAACCAAACUAGAAACUCCGAUCCGAGGAGAUGACAACGGGUUUGAUAGAGGAUUUUUGUAAAGCGGUUAAGUGGUUGAUUGAGAGUUUAACACUGAUAAAUGAUGAUGUUGAUGACGAUGAUGGCUAUAUCGAGUGACGACUAUGCACAAUUUGAGCACAAGCCCGUUCCAAUAGGGCACCAUAGACGCCACACGAUCACUACUGUACAGUGCCACCUUUUCCAGCUGGUCACUUCCCGGUAUAGUUUUCUUUCGGCGAUCCCUCUCAAACGAGGGACAGCCAUCGACACACAGCGGCGGAGUACCACGCAAAGUCAACAGCGAUAAUCCCAACAUCAUCUUCAGUCAUCGUCUGCCGGCGUUCAGCUGCUGGUUAAGCGAUAGCAGCGGCUCUUUGCAGCUGUUGCUGUGGCUUGCCGGGAAAGCAAGCUCCGUCAUCUCGAAAAACAUCCGAAGCAAGACCACCUGCAACGCCUGCAACGAGGAUAUCGGAAAGCUGUGAACGAAAAAGCAGAAAACAACAACAAACAGGACAACAUGCACUCGGCAGCUGCGGGUUGAUCGUCUGUGAUACCUGCGUUACGAUCCAUAACGCUAGCCGAGACUAUGAUUCAUUUUAAUAAACAGUCAA